AUGGUGAUGAAGUGCAUCGUGUACAAAUAUAAAAUGAAGGAGCCCAUUCUGAAGGGGGAGAUGCUAAAGAUUGUCCACAAAAGGUUCAGAGAGCCUUUGGGCACAUGGGAGCGGGUCUUGGGUCUGGAGUUGAAGGAACUUAAGCCAAGUGGUUGUUCCUACACUCUGACAACCACGCUGAAUCUUCCUAGGGAUAAGAACCUGAGUGAUCACGUUCCCAAAACUGGGCUUAUAAUGUCUCUCCUCAUCAUCAUCUUCUUGGCUGGCUACUCUGCUGCUGAGAAAGACAUCCGGGAAUUCCUGACAUGUCUAGGAUCACUUCUGUCUUCAGUGAAUCCAUUCAGCCACAACCAGACUUAUGUUGAUCCAAUCAGACCAGUUGCUGCACCUUCCAAAGUGCCCAGGUCUGCUUCCAGGUGCCAUCCUCCUGAUGUCGUGGUUUGGCCCCAGAAUGUGGACCAGGUCAGCCGGUUGGCAGCCCUGUGCUAUAGCCAAGGCGUAGCCAUCAUCCCAUUUGGCACCGGCACUGGCUUGGAAGGGGGAGUCUGCGCACUGCAGGGCGGUGUGUGCAUUAACCUGACCCACAUGGACCGGAUCAGGGAGCUGAAUUCAGAAGACUUCUCUGUGGUGGUGGAGCCCGGUGUCACCCGUAAAGCUCUGAACACCCACCUGCGUGACUGCGGCCUCUGGUUUCCCGUGGAUCCAGGUGCAGAUGCUUCUCUCUGUGGCAUGGCAGCCACUGGGGCCUCAGGCACCAACGCAGUGCGCUACGGCACCAUGCGUGACAACGUGAUCAACCUGGAGGUGGUGCUGCCUGAUGGGAGGCUGCUUCACACUGCAGGCCAGGGACGUCAUUUCAGGAAGACUGCAGCAGGCUACAACCUCACGGGGCUCUUCGUGGGCUCUGAGGGGACACUGGGUCUCAUCACAUCUGCCACUCUGCGUCUGCACCCUACUCCUGAAGCCACGGUGGCUGCCACCUGUGCAUUCCCCAGUGUCCAGGCUGCGGUGGACAGCACUGUACAGAUGCUCCAGGCGGCGGUGCCUGUGGCUCGCAUUGAGUUCCUGGAUGAUGUCAUGAUGGACGCCUGCAACAGGUACAGCAAGCUGAACUGUUCUGUGGCGCCCACACUCUUCCUUGAGUUCCAUGGAUCUGAGCAGGCCCUGGCAGAGCACCUGCAGCGGGCAGAGGUGAUCACGCAGCACAACGGAGCCUCCCACUUCUCCUGGGCCAAGAAAGCAGAGGAGCGCAGCCGGCUCUGGACCGCGCGGCACAACGCUUGGUACGCUUUUCUGGCCCUGGCUCCAGGCUACAAGGCCUAUUCCACCGACGUGUGUGUACCCAUUUCGAGGCUGCCAGAGAUCCUGGUGCACACCAAGGAGAAGCUGAAGGCCUCAGGACUCACAGGAGCCAUUGUUGGCCACGUGGGUGAUGGCAACUUCCACUGCCUCCUGCUGGUAAACCCAGAUGAUGCCGAGGAGCUCCAGAGAGUCACGACCUUUGCAGAAGAGCUGGGCAGGAGGGCACUUGCACUCCAUGGGACAUGUACCGGGGAACAUGGCAUUGGAAUGGGCAAGCAGCAGUUGCUACAGGAGGAGGUAGGCUCUGUGGGCUUGCAGACCAUGAAGCAGCUCAAGGUCAUGCUGGACCCCCAAGGCCUCAUGAACCCAGGCAAGGUGCUGUGAGGACCUCCACAGAUUUGGCCUGCAAGCACCCAGAAAACAGCCUCUUCUAGAAAUACUGGCCCUACGAGGACGGACGGUGUAGCUGGGGCUUAAGGCCAGAAGGCAGAGAAAGAAGCUGGGCUCCUUCAUUCUCCCUUUGCUGCCCUCAAGAACCUUUGGACCAGUAAAGGAAGCUGCUUUCUCUGCUCUAUGCAUCUGUCCGGGCUGGGAGAGCUGGUGUGGGUCACCUCAUGACUGAAGCUCAAGCUUCCUGAGACCUUUACCUGUACCUGGUGACAGGAACACUCCUUCCUAGAGCAGAAAGGGCCCUCUCAAAGGUGGCAGGUCUUCUCUUCAGGGUGCCCCACAUGAACCUGAAGUACAUUUGCAACUGUCUGGA
Messenger RNA from Octodon degus (degu), 2065 nucleotides. It is a transcript of the gene Ldhd, whose product is annotated as lactate dehydrogenase D. Gene Ontology annotation, molecular function: D-lactate dehydrogenase (NAD+) activity; FAD binding; D-lactate dehydrogenase (cytochrome) activity. The coding region runs from base 1 to 1686 and encodes 561 amino acids. Gene Ontology annotation, biological process: lactate catabolic process. Lineage: Eukaryota; Metazoa; Chordata; Mammalia; Rodentia; Octodontidae. The transcript is spliced from 10 exons. Gene Ontology annotation, cellular component: mitochondrion. The record is from RefSeq and is a predicted model, not a curated record.